This is a messenger RNA of Sorghum bicolor (sorghum), 971 nucleotides long. Its product is annotated as auxin-responsive protein SAUR64. Bases 16 to 666 code for a protein of 216 amino acids. The record is from RefSeq and is a predicted model, not a curated record. The transcript has a single exon. Gene Ontology annotation, biological process: response to auxin. Lineage: Eukaryota; Viridiplantae; Streptophyta; Magnoliopsida; Poales; Poaceae.
UGAACACAUAAAACUAUGGUGAAGAGGCUCAGAAGUCACGAGCAGGCAGGCUGCUCUACUCUGCUGCGGCGCACCGGCGAUCCCUCCCCACCUCCAACCUCCCCGCCCUCCUCCUAUAUAUUCUCGCCCCCUCCACCCUUCCGGGUCCUCCACUACCCCGCCUACCAGAGCAAGAACGUAUCGGUCGAGCAACCAGUGGGCAUUUCUAGCUCGUCGUCGGCAACGGCAAUGGAGGAGUACCAGCAAGUGCAGCAGCAGCAUCAGGGUGGUGGCCGGGGGAGCAACAAGAUCCGGGACAUCGUGCGGCUGCAGCAGCUGCUGAAGAAGUGGAAGAAGCUGGCGACGGUGACGCCGUCGGCGGCGUCGGGCGGCAAGGGCGGCGGGAGGAGCAGCGUGCCGAGGGGCUCCUUCGCGGUGUACGUGGGCGAGGAGAUGCGGCGGUUCGUGAUCCCCACCGAGUACCUGGGCCACUGGGCAUUCGCGGAGCUGCUCCGGGAGGCCGAGGAGGAGUUCGGGUUCCGGCACGAGGGCGCGCUCCGGAUCCCCUGCGACGUCGAGUCCUUCGAGGCCAUCCUCCGCCUCGUGCAGCAGGGCGGCGGCAGGAAGAAGGAGCCCACUGCCGCCAUGUGCGACUGCUCCUCCGAGACCGAGAUCCUCUGCAGAUGACGGCCCACGAGACGACGACAACGCCAUGAAUCAAGGCCUCGCUCUCGUCUCAAUGCUCUGCUCUGAAUCUCUUUCGUUCUUUGUUUUUUUUUUCCUCUCUCCUUUCUUGGGUUGCUUCUUUCUUUCUUCUUGGUUUUUUUCUGAAGAAAGGAGGAGAGGUUGCAUUGCUACUGAUAAGAUCUGUAAUCUGUACAACGAUAGGAGGAGAUGAAGGAUUUUUUUUGUUUUGUUUUAUCAGAACAAGGAUCUAAUGUAAGACAAACCAAACAAAGCUUUGAUCUUGCAACUUCUGAUGGUUUAUGCCA